AUGGAAGAGGAGGAGGAGGAAGGGAAGGGUGUGUUUGUGUUCCUUCAGCAUUUGUUCCUGAGUGGGACACAACUGCAUCCACAACAGGGAGUCCCGCUGAGAGAAAGUGUUCACAACCACCUUCUCAGCGGAGGCCGGGGCCAGGGCAGCUACAGGGGCAUGGGAGACGAGCCACCGCUGCGGCUCAGAGGCGGCUCGUGCCAAGUCCGAUUGUAUGAGGCCAGCUCUCUGAUAUUUGAUGGGACUGUGGUCCACUCCCGAGACGCCCUCACAGAGAAGUACACAGAUGUGGACACGGUGCCAUCCAAUGCGAGCCACCACCAAACGACCUACUCGUCACCGCGACUCCAACGUCUCAGGACCCUCCUCUCGGACAGACCGCUCGGAAGCAGUUUGCGAUGA
This is a messenger RNA of Knipowitschia caucasica, 402 nucleotides long. Lineage: Eukaryota; Metazoa; Chordata; Actinopteri; Gobiiformes; Gobiidae. The record is from the annotation of a GenBank genome assembly.